UUAAAGGUGCAGACAGUCAGUAUACGUUCAACAAUGCAAAGGCUAGAAGCUAACAUCAUUGAAAAGAUAGCCGAGGAAAAAGACCCGAUUCUUACAUGGCUGCACCCUAAAGUUACUGUCAAGAACAUCGAAGGGAUGAAGGUUCCAGGCAUUGCGCUACUGUCAACUGCUGUCGACAGUUUUGUCGAUAUUUCACAUACAGAAUUCAAAGAAUUGCAAAGUACGCUUGUACGGGAGCCCGGGACAAUAGGGAUAUACUUCGGAAAAGACAGGGAAUGCACCUUGGAGCAAAUGAUUAAAAGGAAACACGUUUGCCAGAAAAGAGCGUACCGAAUUCCUCUGGGGAAACUGAUGCCAUUCACGCAACAUAUGAUAGCGUAUGCCAGUGGAAUUCGGGAUGAUGCCCCCAAUGAGAGUGAUAUGGAAGAAAUCAACAAUCCAGCAACAACAAUAUCGGACGAAGGUUGCGAAAGCUUGGACACUCUCGAAAACGAGUUGAGGAUAAAGUUAGAAGCAUCUAAAAAUAGUCAAGUCAUGCAAUAUCGCGAAAAUACAACUGAACCUACCGAAAGUGAAGAGGAGCUCGACUUCAGUUUUACAGAGAAACUUACACCGAACACAAAGGCUAGAUAUAACAACCUGACUCCAAGGAAAAGGAAAACAUUUGCUUGGGCCAUUGAAGUCGCGCAAAAAAUAAUAAAGAGACCCGAAAUAGAUCACAAUACAACAGACGUGAGAACUUCCCAAGACAAAAUUCCUGAUUCAACCCCAAUAGCAACUGGCGAUCAAAACGUCUGCGAGCAAGGAAAUGAAAUGCCUGCAAGAGGUGAAUCGCACACCAGAAAGCGAUUAUUUGCAGAAGGCGCUAUUGGCGUUCUUCCUCGGAGCUCUACACGAUCUGAUAAUAAAAGUGUUGGGACAAUUGCUGGGACGAGUGGAUUAUCAUGUCCUCCGAAUUCCGGUAAAAUUAAAGUAUACAAAUGGUGUUCAUGCAAAGAGGAAAGAGAUAAAGAAUCGGAGGACAUGAUGCUGAUAUGUGAAACCACAAACAAAAAGAACUGUCCAGGUAAAGGCUACUACCAUCAGGAGUGCCUAGGAAUUGAAAGAGUACCUAAAGGAAAGUGGCUGUGCGACUUCUGCAAACAGAAAUCUAGAAAAUAAUUUAAUUGAAAACAUUAAAGAACGAAUAAACCGUCCAGUUGCUUGCUAAAGAU
Dendronephthya gigantea is the source of this 1214-nucleotide messenger RNA. RefSeq lists its product as uncharacterized. Bases 34 to 1161 code for a protein of 375 amino acids. The transcript is spliced from 13 exons. The record is from RefSeq and is a predicted model, not a curated record. Lineage: Eukaryota; Metazoa; Cnidaria; Anthozoa; Malacalcyonacea; Nephtheidae.